This is a messenger RNA of Meira miltonrushii, 1242 nucleotides long. RefSeq lists its product as uncharacterized. Gene Ontology annotation, cellular component: RNA polymerase III complex. Bases 1 to 1242 code for a protein of 413 amino acids. Lineage: Eukaryota; Fungi; Basidiomycota; Exobasidiomycetes; Exobasidiales; Brachybasidiaceae. The record is from RefSeq and is a predicted model, not a curated record. Gene Ontology annotation, biological process: transcription by RNA polymerase III. The transcript is spliced from 2 exons.
AUGCCUUCCUCUCCUUCUGGCUCUUCUUCAAGGAAGCCAAAAUCACGCUCUAGCAGUGGUGGUGGAAGUAGAGAGAAAAAAGGUCAAUUAACUUCCAAUGAAAAACGAAUUUGGCAAUUAAUUCAACGUCAAAAUGGUCAAACAAUCAGUAAUGAAAAGUUGCAAAAUCUUCUUGAGGAUAUUGAAGUGAAGGAGUUACUAGAGAGUAUCAAUUCUUUAUUAUCAAAAAGUUUAUUGAGCGCAAAACAAGAUCAUAAUGGUGGUUUACAUUAUAUUGCUUUUAGCAAAAGCGAAGCAAGCACUAUGGGUCAGCUAGAUCACGAUGAAGGUAUCAUAUAUUCUUUCAUUCGUGUGGCAGGCAAUGAAGGUAUAUGGACAAAGCAACUCAAAUUACGUGCAAAUCUUCAUCAAACGAUUAUGCAACGUGCUUUGAAAUCGCUAGAGAGCAAACAAUUAAUCAAAGCUGUCAAAUCUGUCAAAUUUCCAACAAGAAAGAUUUAUAUGCUCUCAAGCCUAACGCCUUCGGUCGAAUUAUCCGGUGGUCCUUGGUAUACGGAUAACGAAUUGGAUACCGUCUUUAUCGAUCAAUUAUGCACAGUCUUGUACCAAUUCAUCGCAUCAAAAACCUGGCCUGGCAAACGUGAUGAAUCAAGCGAUCCAUCCGAAAGACCUAUAUACCCGGCUUCCCAUAUCAAUUCCCUUCCAACUGCUAUUACAUGCUUGCAAUUUCUCAAAAAAGCCGGUAUCACCGAUACAGAUUUACAGGUGGAAAACGUUCAGAGCCUAUUGGAUGUUUUGGUAUACGAUGGAAAGGUUGAAAAGAUUCCACACUUUCGAAGAGGAGGCAAUGACGAUGAUGAUGAAUGGACGUCAAAGGGCAAGCGUGAUGGAUAUUCAGACGAGAGCAGCGAAGGAAGCGCUACUGGCUGGAUCGAAGUGCCUUGUGCUCAUUGUCCCGUAUUUGACUUUUGCUCUGCUGGUGGACCUGUGAAUGCGGAAGGAUGUUUGUAUAUGCGUGAUUGGAUCAAAAGUAGUGCCAACAUGCGUGCAAAGGAACUGGCCCAGAACGAGGUUAAUGAGGAUGAAUUGAUGACAAAUGGCGUCAAUGGCAAUCAUGCGAACGGUACCAUCGAGUACGAUGAGGCUUACGGAGAGGAAGAAGAUGAAACAAUUCACGCCGAUGCUUCUCUUAACGCGGCUGAUGAGAAUGAAGAUGAUGAAUACGGCGGUCAAGAAGUUUAG